AUGGCCUUCACUUCACCAUUAUCGACCUGGAGUUCGGGACAGCAAUUGAGUCUUGCAUUGGUUAUCUUGGCACUGGCUCUCGUGUCAGUCGUUAUCUAUGGCUGCUUCUUGCAUCCUCUCCGCCGCAUUCCUGGCCCAUUUCUGGCCAAAUUCUCUCCGCUAUGGAUUAUGAGGGCUCUGCACCGCAUGAGAUUCAACUCGGAACUGCAAUCUCUUCAUCAACAAUACGGACCUGUUGUGCGAGUCGGACCCAACGAAGUCUCGUUUGCUUCACUUGAAGCGGAAACAGCAAUUUACGCGAAACAAGAGGAUGGUCGCUUUUCCAAGGAUGGGACCUUCUUGACGCUCUUCUCGGACCUCGUAUUGAACGCUCCGACCCUCAUCACCAUACCUGACCCUACACUUCACAGGAAAUUGCACAAGGUGAUCCAGCAAGCCUUCACCCCUCAGGCGCUUGCAAGGCAAGAACCUAUCCAGAAGCUGCAUAUUGACAUGGCCAUGUCCGAAUUCGAAGAACUUGCCAAGAGCGGCGGUACCGUGGACAUCGCUGACACGUUGGAGACGAUGUUCUGGGAAAUCAUUGGUGAUCUUGCUUUCGGCGAACCUCUCAUGUCUGGAAAGCGCCCUACUUACGAGUCAUUGAAGCAGCUUGGUAAAUCUACGAUGCCCAUGGUCGAAGCCUUGAGCUUUUUCCUCGCCCUGCCUGGGAUUGCCCCAGUACUUGGGAUUGCUAGAAGCCUCAUCACAGCAUUGCCGUUUCCGUCGCAACUCUCCAAGCUUGUGCCGUCUUCGAAGUUGCGCGACUGUGCCGAAAGGCAAGACGGAAGAGAAGACUUCUUGACCGCUAUCAUGGGCAGCGAGAAGCAGGACCUGACGCUCGACGCGGAUGCAUUCUUCAGUAAUGCCAUGGGGCUGACGUACGUACAAACCGAUCUCCUCAAUGCGACUUUUGCUUAUAUAUAUCACAGCCUGGCCGGAUACCAGACAACAGCUACGACACUGUCCGCCACUUUCUACCACAUCUUGCGCUAUCCUGAGGCGUAUAACAGAGUUUGCUUCGAGAUCCGCUCGACCUUUGCCAGUGACGAAGAAAUCACAGGAGCGCGGCUCGGCAGGCUGCCAUUCCUGAACGCCUGUAUCCGAGAGACCCUGAGGUUACUUCCACCCGCAAACGGCAAAACUGCACAGCGUACUGCUCCUUCAUGCACCAUAGAUGGGGUGCACAUCCCUGCCGGUACCACAGUCUCCGCUGAUCUUUACACAAUCCAAAGGUCGCCGGAGUAUUUCGUAGACCCCGCCAGCUUCCGCCCCGAGAGAUGGCUCGAUGGUGCGGAAGACACCGAGUUCAAGGGGGACAACAGGACCGCUUAUCGUCCUUUCCUCAUUGGAAGUAGGGCAUGUAUCGGCAGGGAGAUGGCGCAGCAGAGCAUCCGACUCAUUGUUGCAAAAUUGCUUUGGAGAUAUGACUUUCAGCAGCUGGAUCAGGACGGAUUUGUUUGGGAGCGCGACGCCGGCAGUAGUCUUAUUUACACGGACUACAAGAUCAUGGUGCAUGUGAUGAAAGCCAGCGGCAGAUCAUAA
Messenger RNA from Colletotrichum lupini, 1581 nucleotides. RefSeq names its product benzoate 4-monooxygenase cytochrome P450. The record is from RefSeq and is a predicted model, not a curated record. Gene Ontology annotation, molecular function: monooxygenase activity; heme binding; iron ion binding. The transcript is spliced from 6 exons. NCBI's taxonomy places the organism in Eukaryota, Fungi, Ascomycota, Sordariomycetes, Glomerellales, Glomerellaceae. The coding region runs from base 1 to 1581 and encodes 526 amino acids.